Molecule: messenger RNA, 1542 nt
Organism: Penicillium vulpinum
Lineage: Eukaryota; Fungi; Ascomycota; Eurotiomycetes; Eurotiales; Aspergillaceae
Exons: 4
Coding region: 1-1542 (513 amino acids)
Source: RefSeq, a predicted model, not a curated record
AUGUCAGGGAAUUACGAUUAUCCUCGUGCUUUUUCCUCUUCGUCCCGCCGUAUAUCCCGUACUACCAGGCCUGACGAACGCCCUGAGAUCCUCCGUCUCCAGCAUCUCCGCAAUUUCGUAUCGGAACGAAAUCGCUCCGGUGCCCACAACACCUAUAACGCCACCCUUGCCUUAGAAACAUUAAAUAGAGAAGUUGCCGAGCAUUCUCUGGACCGAGCUCGCGAUCGUACCAAUUUUGAGCAAGCCCGAGCCGACAUCGAUCGCCAGAUUCAACAACUACAGUCCGAGGCGGCUGGCCCCGCAGAGCGAAUACGGAGUAUUUUACGAGACCAGAUUCGCUCAGAAGGAGUUCAAACUUCGCUUUCACCAGAAUCGCAUAUCCUUCGGCAUCGCCUACCCUGGCAAGCGAUCAGACAACCAAGCCCGGACGGAUCUUUAUCCAGGUCACCGUCCCUCAUGCCACCAUCCGGCCAGUCGGGCCGUGAUGGCCAAGGACGGAUGAAGCGUCGGAAGCUAGACACGGACGACAAUCGCGAGGAAUUUCGAGGCUUCAAUUACGGUCAAUAUGGGCAAGUAGUGCCGGGGAUGCUACAAAUGGAAAUCGCCAGCUGCGACGGAGGGAACUACGAUCCGGAUAGCGGGUGUUCGCGUCCAGAGAACGUGCUGGACAACAAUACAAGUUUCUACUCUACCAAAGAGGCCCAUUGCAAUUUAGUCCUCUGCCAUCGAGGCGAGGCCCCGUUCUGCUUGAAGAAGCUCGUUAUCAGAGCCCCGAAAUGCGGGUUCGAUGCUCCAAUACAAGAAGGCAUGGUCUUUGUCGCCAUGACCUCUGAUGAACUGCUUGCCCGCACUGCCCAAUACCAAAUCCAAUACUCCAACGGCCGAUACCGCCGUCGAGGCCGCCGUAGUGGCAUGCAACCCUCCCAGGAAUACCUCACCGGGUUCCGACCACCACUCCAAAAUCUCGAACGCACAGUCCUCAUGAGCCCACAUUCAGCCGCGGUUCCGCAUACCGCAGAAGACCCGCAAGCGCAGUUUCGCAUUACCACCGAGUACGACGAGAAUAAUGAAGAUUCUGGAGAUGACGAAGACUGGCACUCUGCGUUGCUCGAGAGAACCCAGACCGAACAGACAGAAGAUCCUUUAUCGGAUACGGACGAGAGUCCAAGCGAUGAGGAGGACCCUUCAAGCAGACGUAAUCGGCGUCCUCCUCCCCCUCCUCCUCCGCCAGUUGAAUAUGAACGGCUGAAUGCUUUCAGCCGUAUCGGCGAGCAGAGACCGCGCCAUGGCCCUAGUCUCAUACAUCCAAACCCCCCAGUCGAGCCUGCUCAGCCAGUUGCCGAGGUUUUGAAGCCACAUGCGCGCUUCUUUAUCGAGCGAGAGAAGAGCAUGGUUACCAUCAAAUUUGAUCCGCCUCCAUCUGGGCGGUUCAUUCUCAUCAAGUUAUGGAGCCCACGGGCCCAUGGGAAUAUUGAUAUUGAAAGCAUCAUCGCACAUGGGUAUGCAGGCCCGCGAUUCUUCCCGAGUAUCGCUGCACGCUAG